AUGGUUCAGGUACAAGGCCGUCUAGGCCAGGGGCGGGGUCAUAGCGCCAGGGGCGGGGUCACAGCGGUCCAGACCACUGUCUUUCUAGGCGCGGGCGGCGCACCGCCGCGCGGGGAGUCUAGCAGAGUGGGGACAGGCGUAGGGAGAGCUGGGGCUCUAUUUGCCACGGCUUGCUUCAUCCUUCCCGAGCGCUGCCUUGCCAGCACUGACACGACAUGGUUUCACGCAGCUCCCGCUGUUAGCAGUGAUGACCCUGACUCAACCCUUCUCCUCUCCUCAUGUACACCCACCAUAUCCUUCUCUUUACCUCUAUCCUCUAAAUGA
Suillus discolor is the source of this 324-nucleotide messenger RNA. RefSeq lists its product as uncharacterized. The transcript is spliced from 2 exons. Bases 1 to 324 code for a protein of 107 amino acids. The record is from RefSeq and is a predicted model, not a curated record. Lineage: Eukaryota; Fungi; Basidiomycota; Agaricomycetes; Boletales; Suillaceae.